Molecule: messenger RNA, 8984 nt
Organism: Gekko japonicus
Lineage: Eukaryota; Metazoa; Chordata; Lepidosauria; Squamata; Gekkonidae
Biological process (GO): regulation of transcription by RNA polymerase II
Molecular function (GO): RNA polymerase II cis-regulatory region sequence-specific DNA binding; DNA-binding transcription factor activity, RNA polymerase II-specific
Source: RefSeq, a predicted model, not a curated record
UGCCACUCCAAGGCGCUGGCAUGGAAGUGAAACGUCAUCAUGCCAGGCAGGUGCAAAAGAAUGUCCAAGUCCAUGCGUUGGUGACCCCUAUGUGAUCUGGUUUGGUGUGGUCAUGAACAGAGUCCGGGCCCAUGACAGGCAACGUCAGCAGAAAGAGCAGGCAGGCAGGCAGACACGUCUUCGGUGUCGGGGUGUCGCCAUCCAGACAGAGAAACCCUACAAAUGCCUCGAGUGCGGGAAAGGGUUCAGUCUGAGCGCUGACCUCAUAAGACAUCAGAGCAUUCACACGGGAGAGAAGCCGUACACUUGCUCCGAGUGUGGGAAAAGCUUCAGUCAGAAUUCCCACCUCAUGGCUCAUAUCCGGACCCACACAGGCGAGAAGCCGCAUAAAUGUCUAGAGUGCGGGAAAGGUUUCAAUUGGAGCUCAGAGCUGAUCGCCCACGAGCGGAUUCACACGGGCGAGAAGCCAUACCAGUGCAUGUACUGCGAGAAGAGCUUCAGCGUCCGCUCAAGUCUUAGCAAGCAUGAGCGAACCCACACGGGGGAAAAACCAUAUAUUUGCCUCCAGUGCGGGAAGGGCUUCAUCCAACGAUCUAGCCUGGUAGCACAUGAGAGGUCCCACACGGGAGAGAAACCAUACACUUGUUCAGAGUGUGGGAAGCGUUUGAGCCAGAAGAGCACCCUCAUCCUGCACGAGAAGAGUCAUCGGGGAGAGAAACCCUACAAAUGCCUCACGUGUGGGAAAGGGUUCAGUUUGAGUGCGGACCUCAUAAGGCACCAGAUCAUCCACACGGGAGAGAAGCCAUACACUUGCUCUGAGUGCACAAAAAGCUUCAGCCAGAAGUCUCACCUCAUGGCUCAUAUCCGGACCCACACAGGUGAGAAGCCACAUAAAUGCCUGGAGUGCGGGAAGGGUUUCAAUUGGAGCUCAGAGCUGAUCGCCCACGAGCGGAUUCACACGGGCGAGAAGCCGUACCAGUGCAUGUACUGUGAGAAGAGCUUCAGCGUCCGCUCAAGUCUUAACAAGCACGAGCGAACCCACACAGGAGAAAAACCACACAUUUGCCUCCAGUGUGGUAAGGGUUUCAUCCAGCGGUCCAGUCUGAUAGCACACGAGAGGUCCCACACAGGCGAGAGACCUUAUAAGUGUUUAAAUUGCGGGAAGUGCUACCGGGAGAGAUCCCAGCUCGUUGCUCACGAGCAAAUGCACACCAUCGAAAAGCCGUAUGUCUGUACAGAGUGUGGGAGCUACUUCAAGGCUAAAUUGGCCCUGAUUCCACAUCAGAAAAUAAAGGGUAGGGGCUCUGGCUCUGUGUGUUUGGAAUGUGGGAAGAGCUUCAGUUGGAGUCGCAAUCUUCAUUUGCAUCAAAGCAUUCACACAGGAGAGAAGCCAUAUAAAUGCCAGCAGUGUGAAAAGAGCUUUUCUCAGAAGGGCCAACUAACAGUACAUCAGAGGAUUCACACUGGGGAGAAACCAUAUAAGUGUUUGGAGUGUGGAAAGAGCUUCAGUCGGAGUGACAAUCUCACUUUACAUCAAGCAGCUCAUACAGGGGAGAAGCCAUUUAAAUGCUCUGAUUGCAACAAGAGGUUUCCUAUUAAAUCAAGUCUUAUUACACAUAUGAGGAUUCAUACAGGGGAGAAGCCAUUUAAAUGCUCUGAUUGCAACAAGGCAUUUUCUGUUAAAUCAAGCCUUACUAUACAUAUGAGGAUCCAUACAGGACAAAAGCCAUAUAAAUGCUUGGAAUGUGGGAAGAGCUUCAGUCAGAGUACUGGUCUUACUUCACAUCAAAGAAUUCACACAGGAGACAAGCCUUAUAAAUGCUCAAAUUGUAACAAGAGUUUUACUCUCAAAACAAGCCUCACUAAACAUGAGAGGAGUCAUACAGGGAAGAAGCCAUAUAAAUGCUUGGAGUGUGGAAAAAGCUUCUCUCGGAAUGACUGCCUCACUCAACAUCAGAAGAUUCACUCAGGGGAGAAGCCAUAUCAAUGCUUGGAGUGUGGAAAAAGCUUCUCUUGGAAUUACUGCCUCACUGUACAUCAAAAGAUUCACACAGGGGAGAAGCCUUAUAAAUGUCUGGAGUGUGGGAAGAGCUUCUCUUGGAAUGUCUGCCUUACUCAGCAUCAAAGGAUUCACACAGGGGAGAAGCCAUAUAAAUGCUUGGAGUGUGGGAAGAGCUUUUCUCGGAAUCACCUACUAACAGUACAUCAUAGGACUCACACAGGGGAAAAGCCAUAUAAAUGCCUGGAGUGCGGAAAGAGCUUCCAUAAUAAUAGCUGUCUAACUGCACAUCACAGGAUUCACACAGGUGAAAAACCACAUAGAUGCUUGGAAUGUGGAAAGAGUUUCUCGCAGAAUGGUGACCUAAUUAAACAUCAAAGGAUUCACACAGGAGAGAAGCCAUAUAGUUGCUUGGAAUGUGGGAAGAACUUCUCUCACAAUGGUGACCUAAUUAAACAUCAAAGGAUUCACACAGGGGAAAAGCCAUAUAAAUGCUUGGAGUGUGGAAAGAGCUUCUCUAACAAUAGCUGUCUGACUGCACAUCAUAGGACUCACACGGGCGAGAAACCAUAUAGAUGCAAGGAAUGUGGGAAGAGCUUCUCUCAGAAUGGUGACCUAGUUAAACAUGAAAGGAUUCACACAGGGGAGAAGCCAUAUAAGUGCUUAGUGUGUGGAAAAAACUUCUCUCACAGUCAUCUGAUUAGGCAUGAAAGAGUCCACACAAGGGAGAAACGGUUUAAAUGCCUGGAAUGUGGAAAGAGCUUUGGUCGGGGCUCUCAUCUGAAAAGGCAUCAAAGCAUCCACACAGAGGAGAAGCCGUAUAAAUGCCUGGAGUGUGGAAAGGGCUUCAGUCGGAGCACAAACCUUAGCACGCAUCAAAGAAUACACACAGGGGAGAGGCUGUUUGAAUGCCCAGAAUGUGGAAAGGGCUUCAUUCGAAGAACUCAUCUGAAAAGACACCAAAGAAUCCAUGCAGAGGAGAAGCCAUAUAAAUGCCUGGAGUGUGGAAAGUGCUUCAAUCAGCGCACAAACCUUAAUACACACCAAAGAAUCCACAUAGGGAAGAAACAGUUUGAUUGCCAGGAAUGCGGAAAGAGCUUCAGUAACAUGUCUGAUCUUAAGAGGCACCACAGAAUCCACACUGGGGAAAAACCAUAUCAGUGCCUCGAGUGUGGAAAGAGUUUUAAUCAGAGCACCAGUCUUAGUACCCAUCAAAGAAUCCACACAGGAGAGAGGCCGUUUAAAUGCUCGUACUGCAGGAAAUGCUUUUUUGCCAAGUCAAGCUUGAAUAAACAUCAAAGAAUCCACACAAGUGAAAAGCCGUACCAGUGUCUGGAGUGUGGGAAAAGCUUUGAUCAGAGCGCAAGCCUUCAUACACAUCAAAGAAUCCACACAGAGGAGAGGCCAUACAAAUGCUCCUACUGUAACAGAAGCUACUUUGCUAAAUCUAGCUUUAAUAAACAUCAAAGAAUCCACACAGGAGAGAAGGGUGAGACCUGCACAGAGUGUGGGAAGUCUUUCCGAUGCAAGGCAGAAUUGACCGAACAUCAGCGCAUGCAUUCGGGAGAGAAACCCUACACAUGCUUGGAGUGUGGGAAAAGCUUCUGCCGAAGAAAUGUUCUCGUCGCUCAUCAGAGGAUCCACACGGGGGAGAAACCUUUCAACUGCCUGGACUGUGGGAAAAGCUUCAAUCAGCGAUCACAUCUAACGGCACACGAGCGGACCCACACUCAAGAGAAACCAUUCGCCUGUCCCGACUGCGGGCAGAGUUUUAGCAGGAGGACUGGACUCGUGGCUCAUCAGCGAAUUCACACAGGGGAAAAGCCCUACAGCUGCCUCGACUGUGGGAAAAGCUUUCGUCAGAGGUUCGACCUGAUCCGGCAUCAGAGGAUCCACACAGGCGAGAAACCACACGAAUGCCCCGACUGCUCGAAAAGCUUCCGGAACAAGUCAGCUUUCCUCGUCCACCGGAGGAUCCACACAGAGGAGAAGCCGUACCCAUGCUCGGGUUGCGGGAAGAGCUUCCGGCAUCGCACCAACCUCCUUGCGCACGAAAGAAUCCACACAGGGGAGAAGCCGUACAAGUGUACUGAAUGCGAGAAGAGGUUUGGAGACGGGUCUUCCUUGAUGAAGCACAAGCGAGCUCACACGGGAGAGAAACCAUACAAAUGUUUGGAGUGUGGGAAAAGCUUUUCUCAAAAUGCCGGCCUGCUCCAGCAUGAGAAGAUUCACACUGGAGAGAAACCCUUUGAAUGCUCCGACUGCCCGAAAAGCUUCCGGGAUAGAUCGGCAUUCAUCGUUCACCAGCGGACCCACACGCAUGAAAAACCGUACCAUUGCUCGGGUUGCGACAAGAGCUUCAGCCAUCGUUCCAACCUUCUGAAACAUGAGCGGAUCCACACGGGGGAGAAGCCGUACAAGUGUUUGGAAUGUGGGAAGAGCUUCACCCAGAAACCAAACCUCCUUGUGCAUGAGAGAACGCAUUCAAAAGAGAAAGUCUAUGUCUGCCUUGAAUGCGGGAAAUCUUUUCGGUGGCAAGCAGAGCUGAUUGCACAUGAAAGGACACACACAGGCGAGAAGCCGUACGAGUGCUUAGACUGUGGCCGGAGCUUCAGUUACAAAUCUCGCUUGAUCGCGCAUAAGAAAAUGCACACGGGGGAGAAGCCGUACAAAUGCCCAGAUUGUGGGAAAAGCUUCAGCCGGCAGCCCCACCUGAUUGCACACGAGCGGGUCCACACAGGGGAAAAGCCCUAUGUGUGCACAGACUGCGGCAGGAGCUUCAGCGACAGGUCGAAUUUAAACACUCACAAAAGGACCCACACAGGGGAGAAGCCGUAUCGGUGCUCGCAUUGCGGGAAAAGCUUCAGCCAGAGCUCGACUUGCAUGAAACACGAGCGGAUCCACACGGGAGAGAAGCCGUACAAAUGCACCAGCUGUGGAAAGAGCUUUUGCCAGCGAUCACAGCUGAUCAACCAUGAGAGAAUCCACACUGGUGAGAAGCCGUACAAAUGCUCUGUGUGCGGGAAACCGUUCAGCCGGAGGACAGACCUGGUGACUCAUCAGAGGCGACACACAGGGGAGAAGCCAUAUAAAUGCCUGGAGUGCGGAUGGAGCUUCAGUGCGGGAUCCAGCCUGAAAGAACAUAAGUGGACCCAUACAGGGGAGAGAGCACAUAAAUGUACCUACUGUGGGAAAAGUUUCACCCAGAUGACCGAGCGCAUGAAGCACGAAAGAACCCAUACGGGGGAGACCCAGUAUAAAUGUUCCGUUUGUGGGAAAACCUUUUGCCGAAGGAAUGUCCUCAUUACCCACCAGAGGAUACACACAGGGGAGAAACCAUACAAAUGCCUGGACUGUGGGAAAAGCUUCAGCCAGCGAUCGCACCUCAUUCUGCACGAGAGAACCCACACUGGGGAGAAACCGUACAAGUGUGCCGAUUGUGGGAAAAGCUUCAGCCAGCGCCCACACCUCGUCAAGCACGAGAGGAUCCACACAGGGGAGAAGCCCUACAAGUGCCCCUACUGCGGGAAGAGCUUCAGCGACCGGUCCACCCUGACGACGCACAAGCGGACUCACACCGGAGAGAAACCAUAUUCAUGCUCGGACUGUGGGAAAAGCUUCAGCGACCGAUCGUCCUUGAUCGCGCAUAACCGGACUCACACGGGCGAGAAGCCGUACAAAUGCUCGGAAUGCGGGAAGAGCUUCAGCCACCAGUCGACCCUCAUCCGACACGAGCGGAUCCACAACAGUGAGAAAUCCCUGAAAGACAACUCCUGCCACGUGUGCGGGAAGGCCUUCCGGCGGAGGUCGAACCUCAUCGCGCACGAGAGGACCCACUCGGGGGAGAGGUGGUACAACUGUUCGGACUGCGGGAAGAGCUUUGUCAGCCGGGCCGCCUUCCUGAUCCACCAGCGGGUACACACCGGGGAGAAGCCGUACAAGUGCUCGUACUGCGGGAAGGGGUUCAACACCGGCUCGAGCCUCACCCGGCACAAGAGGAUCCACACGGGCGAGAAGCCGUACGAAUGCUUGGGCUGCGGGAAGCGCUUCAGCCGGAGGUCGGACCUCAUUAGGCACCAAAGGAUCCACACGGGGGAGAAACCUCACAAAUGCUUCGACUGCGGGAAGAGUUUCUGCCAAAGGUCGCAGCUCCUCGGGCACCAGCGGACGCACACGGGGGAGAAGCCGUACGUCUGCCUGGCCUGCGGGAAGAGCUUCGCCCACCACUCGACCUUCAUCGCCCACAAGAGGACCCACACGGGGGAGAAGCCGUAUAAGUGCUCGGUGUGCGAGAAGAGCUUCGGCAACCGCUCGGUCCUGAUCAAGCACGAAAGGAUCCACACCGGUGAGAAGCCGUACCAGUGCUCCGAGUGCGGGAAGCGCUUUAGCAACCGGACCAGCCUGAAAUGUAACCUUCAGGCCCACGAGAGGACCCACACGGGAGAGAAGCCAUACAAGUGUUCGGUGUGCGGGAAGGGCUUCAGCACGAGAGCCUACCUGGUCACUCACGAGAGGAUCCACACGGGCGAGAAGCCCUACCAGUGCUCUGACUGCGGGAAGAGCUUCUGCGACAACUCCAACCUGAUCGUGCACAAGAGGACUCACACGGGGGAGAGGCCGUACAAAUGCACCGACUGCGGGAAGAGCUUCCGGGAACGGCCAGUCCUCAUCCGGCACCAAAGGAUCCACACAGGUGAGAAGCCGUACAAGUGCAGGGACUGCGGGAAGAGCUUCAGCCAGAGCUCGGGCCUCCUGGUGCACGAGAGGACUCACACGCGAGAGAAACCGUACACGUGCACCGACUGCGGGAAGAGCUUUGGGGGCAACUCGAACCUGCGGGUGCACAUGAGAAUCCACACGGGAGAGAAGCCCUACAAAUGCUCGGACUGCGGGAAGAUCUUCAGUGACCGGUCGUCCAUCCGCGCCCACCAGAAGAUGCACACGGGAGAGCGGCUGUACGAAUGCAUCUACUGCGGGAAGACCUUCAGCCAGCGCAGUCACUUUGAGAGCCACGAGAAGAUCCACACGGGGGUGAAGAGCCACAUGUGCCGCAAGUGCGGGCAGACAUUCGAACACCAGUCGGGACUUAUUGUCCAUCAAAUGAUCCACACGGCGGAGAGGCCCUACGAGUGUCUCGAGUGCGGGAAGAGCUUCUGCCAGAGGGAGAAUCUGCUCGCGCACCAGAAAAUCCAUCUGGGGGAGAGGCCCUACGAGUGCCUCCAGUGCGGGAAACACUUCAGCACCAGGUCCCAUCUCAUCACCCACCAGAGGAUCCACACGGGCGAGAAGCCCUACAAAUGCCUCCAUUGUGCGAAAAGCUUCAGCAAUAAGUCGUCCCUCGUCACCCACCAGAGAAUCCACACGGGAGAGAAGCCCUAUGAAUGCCUCGAGUGCGGGAAAAGCUUUUGUCAGAGCGGCCAGUUGAUCCGGCACCAGAGGAUCCACACAGGAGAGAAACCCUAUGCCUGCCCUCAGUGCGGGAAGGGAUUCUGCCAGAGGGGGCAACUGAUCAGGCACCAGCGAAUGCACACGGGGGAGAAACCUUUCGAAUGCCUCCAGUGCGGACAGCAGGCAAUCAUACCUCGAAUCCAGCUCCGCAUGCACACGGGAGAGAAGCCCUACGGGUGCUUGGAGUGUGGGAAAAACUUCUGCCAGAGCGCCCAGCUGAUCCGGCAUCAAAGAAUCCACACAGGGGAAAAGCCCUUUGAGUGCCCAGAGUGUGGGAAAAGUUUCUUCCAGAAAGAAAAGCUGGUAAGGCACCAGAGGACCCACACAGAGGUAAAGCCAUAUGAAUGCGCUGUGUGUCAGAAAACCUUUGUGCGGCAAGAUAAACUCUUUAAUCACCAGAAAUCUCAUGCAGGGUUUGAAAUGUUAUGAAUGAUUAAAAAAAAACAAAACACACCUCUUAUGAAUCUGGCAAAAUGUAUCUCAUUCCGUAUCUGAGAGGCAUUAAAAGAUCUUUGCCAUAACUUGGGCCCUUUCCCAAAUAUUAAAAAAAAGAUACCAGAAUGAAGUUUAAGAAUUGGAUCGCAGAGUCCUGGAAGAGAAGGAAAAACAGGUGCCGCGGGAAAAUAUAGUUUAUUUUUCGUUAUAGAGCCCUCUGUGUUUUGCACACUGCUUCAUUGGGGGACUUUGUUAAGUAUCAGUUUCUCUGUAUGUACCCGCUGUAAUAAGAUAAUGGACAGCUUCCUCCAGACUUUCAGAAGCGGAGCAGAAAGACAAUGCCUUUCACUUUUAAUUGACUGGCAAAUAUUCUGCUCCAUCUCAAACUUCACCUGUUCGGUAAUCCACAUGGACGAGAAAAUCUUGUCAUUGUUCUUGUCUGAAUCAGUGUGGCAUUAGGGCUGUUGCUCCUGCUCGGACCAGAAGAUACAAAGCCAUCUCACAAUUCUCUCUUGUGACCGCCUGAAUAGUUGUGAACAUGACAUCCAAAGAUUUUAACAUGGGCAACCCACUGCCGGUUGGACAUAUGAACCAGACCUCUCUUUCCAUUCUGACACAUUAUUUAUGCCAAUUUUCAGACGUGGGAAUAAACUUUCUAGAGGGCUUCUGUGUCUUUAAGCUGUAACCGGUGCUGUAACGAAAUUUCGGUCAUCAUAGAACGUCGUGAAUGGAAAAGACGUUUUCCAAGGAAAUGAUUUGUUAACUGAAAUUCUGGGAUGUUCCACUUGAAGCCAUUUGGUCGUUUUCACCACUGCUACCCUCUGUUUCCAUACCUGGUGCCGAUUCCAUGGCUGACACCGUCUCCUCUUCUGCUGAUGUCAUUGCCCCCCCGUUCUUCUGUGGCUGCGUCUUCAAGCAUGGGUGGCCUCGGCACUUUCAGAACUGAUUGGCAGUUUGGAGAGGGAAUGCAGGAAUCUGAUAGAUCAGAGGCUCGUUUUGACAAAGAAAUCAAAAUAAAUUAGAAGCUGUAGCUUUUGACUCAAACUUGUUGCAGAAGAAGGGUCCCACUGUCUGGAAUGAUUGCUCGCUUUGGGUUCCUGUG